AUGUGCGACAUAGAGCAGAUGUUUUACCAGUUCUAUGUGAUUCCAGAUCACCGGAAGUUCCUUCGAUUCCUGUGGUGGGAAAAGGGAGACCCUGAAGCUGAACCAAGGGAGUUCCAGAUGAAUGUCCAUCUGUUUGGUGCGGCAUCAUCCCCUGGGUGUGCGAACUUUGGUCUCAAACAAAUUGCGAACAGCUAUGAAGAAGAAUGUGGUUCUGCAGCUGCGAACUUUGUGCGAAAUGACUUCUAUGUGGACGACGGUCUGAGAUCUGUUUCCACCAGCGAAGAAGCCAUUGAGUUGAUAACGAACACCAAGGAUCUCUGUGGCAGAGGUGGUUUGCGAUUGCAUAAGUUUGUCUCCAAUUCACGAGAAGUGAUGGAAGCAGUUUCGACACAGGAUCGUGCCAAAGGAAUCAAGGAUCUUGACUUGCGUCACGACUCUCUCCCCAUCGAGCGAGCACUUGGCGUCCAUUGGUGUAUCGAGUCGGACACAUUCCAGUUUCGAAUCAUUCUGAAGGACCAACCACUCACAAGACGAGGAAUCCUUUCCACGAUCAGUUCGGUAUAUGAUCCUCUUGGAUUUGUGAGUCCUGUUCUGUUGGUUGGUAAGCAGAUAUUACAGGAGCUGUGCAGAAAUCAGGCAGAGUGGGAUGAUCCACUUCCUGAAUCCUUACGGCCAACUUGGGAACGGUGGAGGAGUGAUUUGGCUCUUUUAGAGAACUUCAAGAUGCGACGAUGCUUUCUUCCGGAGAAUUUCGGUCGUGUUGAAUCAGUAGAGAUUCAUCAUUUCUCUGAUGCGAGUACCACUGGCUAUGCCCAAUGUUCAUACCUGAGACUCACCGAUGACCAGCGAAGAGUACACUGCAGCCUCAUCAUGGGGAAAUGCAGAGUUUGUCCUCUGAAGCCAGUUUCUGUGCCACGCCUUGAGCUAACAGCUGCGGUGGUGUCGGUCCGUGUCAGUGCUCUGUUACAGAAGGAGCUCGAGUAUGAGAAUGUCUAUGAGGUCUUCUGGACCGACAGUAGAGUAGUGUUGGGCUACAUUGCCAAUGAUGCACGGAGAUUCCAUGUUUUUGUUGUGAAUCGGGUACAGCGUAUCAGAGACCACACCAAGCCUUCCCAGUGGCGACAUGUUGCUACAGAUGUUAAUCCGGCAGAUGACGGAUCAAGGGGUCUUGGAGUUGAGGAAUUGAUGAACAAAUCAAGGUGGCUUGUUGGACCUAACUUUCUAUGGGAAGAGCAGGUUCCUAUCAUAAUCGAAGCCAGCAGUCCAACCAUUUCUCCAGAGGAUCCGGAGGUGAAGAAGGUCAAGAGCCUUGCUACACAGACUGCGAAGCAGACAUUUGAGCUUGAACGUCUUGAGCGCUUCUCUGAAUGGCAUCAAGCCAAGAGAGCUAUAGCGACUUGUCUGAAGUUCAAGUCUCUCCUGAUGAAGCAUUCCAUAAAGAAACCACAGCCAAAUUCGAUCCAGGCUCUACGAAAAGAUGCGAUUCCUCUCUACAAACCUGUGAUGGAAGAGGACAUGUGCCAAGCGGAACUAGAAAUCCUGAGACUGGUGCAGAAAGAAGCCUUUGCAGAGGAAAUCAAAAUCCUGGAAUCUCUCAAGGUCAACAGCGACAACCCUAGCAGAUCCAAGGUUCGAGAGCGUAACAAAGUCAUGAAGACUAAGAGUUGUCUCUACAAAUUGGACCCAUUUCUGGAUGCUGACAACAUUCUGCGAGUUGGAGGCCGCAUUAGAAGGGCUGGGUUUCCUUCUAACUUCAAACACCCAGCUGUCUUGCCCAGAAAGCACCACAUCACCGAAUUGAUCAUUCGACAUUGCCAUCAGCAAACCCAACAUCAGGGUCGGGGCAUGACCGUGAAUCAAAUCCGAAUGAAUGGCUUUUGGAUUAUUGGCUGUAGCUCGGCUGUUUCCUACUACAUAUCCAAAUGCGUACGAUGCAGGAAGCUCUUCGGCCAAGUUCAAGAGCAGAAGAUGGCGGACCUGCCGGAAGACCGUCUCGAACCGGCACCACCAUUUACCAACUGUGGCGUGGACUUCUUUGGUCCUUGGUACAUCAAAGAAGGAAGAAAGGAAUUAAAGAGAUACGGAGUUCUCUUCACGUGCAUGGCAACACGUGCCAUUCACAUCGAAACAGCAGCAAGUCUCAGCUCAGACUCCUUCAUCAACGCUGUACGGAGAUUCAUUUCCAUUCGUGGGCCCAUACGACAGCUGAGAUCUGAUAGAGGCACGAACUUCAUUGGGGCAGAGUCCGAGCUCAAAGAAGCUGUCGCUGAAAUGGACCAUGGCUCUGCGAGGCAGUUUCUCCUGAAGGAGGGAUGCGAUUACAGCCACUAUGAAGUCAAGAUGAAUGCUCCAUCAGCCAGCCAUACAGGAGGAGCAUGGGAACGACAGAUACGUUCGGUGCGUAGAGUUCUGGGGCCACUGAUGCAUCAGGCAGGCUCUCAGCUUGAUGACGAGUCUUUGAGAACACUGAUGUGUGAAGCAGCUGCAAUUGUUAACAGUAGACCUCUUACAGUGGACAACUUGAAUGACCCAACUUCGCUUGCGCCACUUACCCCAAAUCACCUGUUGACGAUGAAAUCCACUAUCAUCUUGCCACCGCCUGGAAGGUUCCAGCGUACUGACAUAUACUCCCGCAAACGAUGGCGUCGAGUUCAAUACUUAACGAAUGAGUUUUGGUCACGAUGGAGGAAGGAGUUUAUUCAAAACAUCCAACUGCGUCAAAAGUGGAUACGACCACAGGAUGACCUUCACAUUGGGGACAUUGUCAUCAUCAAAGACGAGAAUCUUCCUCGCAAUCAAUGGUUGCUUGCUCGGAUUGCUCAGGUGUUCCCAGGCGAGGACAAUCAUGUAAGGAGGGUCAAACUCGCUAUUGGUGACCCCCACUUGGACGACAAGGGAAAGCGAGUCCAUUCUGAGAAGUUCCUGGAGCGUCCCAUUCAGAAGCUAGUCUUACUUGUGGAGGACUUGGAGACCAGGGGAAUCCCCGACGAGGAGCCCUGA
Patiria miniata (bat star) is the source of this 3000-nucleotide messenger RNA. RefSeq lists its product as uncharacterized. Gene Ontology annotation, molecular function: nucleic acid binding. The record is from RefSeq and is a predicted model, not a curated record. Gene Ontology annotation, biological process: DNA integration. The transcript has a single exon. Lineage: Eukaryota; Metazoa; Echinodermata; Asteroidea; Valvatida; Asterinidae. The coding region runs from base 1 to 3000 and encodes 999 amino acids.